Messenger RNA from Nerophis lumbriciformis (worm pipefish), 1929 nucleotides. Lineage: Eukaryota; Metazoa; Chordata; Actinopteri; Syngnathiformes; Syngnathidae. The record is from RefSeq and is a predicted model, not a curated record.
AUGGCCUCAUCCCUCUCGGGAAAAGUCAUCCCAAAGAACUCGCUUGAACUCGUCCCCGACUCCAAAAUCCCUCUCGUCAACCGCUUCAUCGCCCGUCGCCUCGCCGAAGAUGUGCAGAGCUCACCAGAUUCCCUCGACCACCUCCUCUCCUCACGCACAAAAAACCAAUCGACUUUAAAAAAGAUCUCCUCCACGGCCUUCGCACCUCUCCCCAACUCGAAGUUCUCUUUGGAAACGGUAACAGCCCUCGACCCAAUUAAAUCCAUCGCUCUCAACUCCGAAAUCCCUGCCACGCAGCGAGCCUCAGCUCUCAAAACCCUCACCAACGCUCAACACCCAGAACUCAAAGAGAUCGCCCUCCAACUCCUAAACGAAACUACCCACGUCUUUUUCAUGUUGAUCGCCACGCCUACCUCUCCCACCUCACCACUCAUCCCCAACACUCCCUCGCCCUCCUCGAAAAAAUUGCCGCCGGUGACAUUCCUAAAACAGAUCUCAGUCCCAUUCACGCAGGCCAAAAUUCUUGCCCACAACAACCCCGCCCUCACCCGAAAACUACACACCGCCUGGGGAAAUCAUCGCAGCACCCCAAAAGACAAGGCAGAGCUUAUCACUAAACUCAAAAACAAACUUAGCUUUCAAGCCUUAGCCCAAGCCGAUGCCAAAAAAGGCUCUGCUAUCUACAAAACGCACUGCGCCAGCUGCCACAAGCUCAAUGGCCAAGGUGGCACCAUCGGCCCCGACCUCACGGGCUCGAAUCGCAACAAUAUCGACUACCUCCUCCACAAUAUCAUCGACCCCUCCGCCGAUGUCUCUGCUGACUUCCUCAUCACCAACCUCACCCUUACCGACGGCCGUGCCCUCGCCGGCACUAUCACCCGGGAAACUCAAACCACCCUCACCCUCCAAACCCCCUUGUCAAAACUGAAGCAGCCCCCGGACUCCACCCUCACCGAUGUCCCCGAGCCUCAAAUCGGCUCGCGUGAUGUCAUGAUCAAGAUCGAUCGCACUGGCAUCUGCGGCACCGACCUUCACAUUUAUAAAUGGGAUGAAUGGGCUCAGAAAACUAUCCCCGUCCCCCUCGUUGUUGGACAUGAAUUUGUGGGCGAAAUUGUCGAAAACCGGAAAAGAAGUCGACUACCUUAAAGUCGGCGACAUCGUCAGUGGCGAGGGGACACCUCAUUUGCGGACGGCUGUAGAAACUGCCUCGCUGGACGCCGCCACUACUGUAGAGACACCGCCGGCGUCGGCGUCACCUCCCCUGGAGCCUUUGCCGAAUACCUAGCCCUUCCCGCCACCAACGUCUGGAAACUUGCGCCCGACAUCCCAAAAGACCUCGCCGCCAUCUUCGACCCCUUCGGGAACGCCACUCACACUGCCCUCACUUUUCCCCUUCUCGGUGAAGACGUCCUGAUCACCGGGGCUGGCCCCAUCGGCUGUAUGUCUGCCGCCAUUGCCAAGCACGCUGGCGCUCGCCACGUCGUCAUCACCGAUCUCGACGAACAACGCCUCGCCCUCGCCAAAACCCUUGGCGCCACUCGUGCCGUCAACGUCACUCAAGAAAAAAUCGCCGACGUCCAAAAGGAACUUGGCAUGAGAGGCUUCGAUGUUGGUCUAGAAAUGUCGGGCAACAAACACGCCUUCAAUGAUCUCAUCCAAACGAUGAUGCACGGCGGGAAAAUCGCCCUCCUCGGCAUCCCCGAGCCUGGCGUCUCAAUCGACUGGAACCGCGUCGUUUUCCACUCCCUCACCAUUAAAGGCAUCUACGGUCGCCUCAUGUAUGAGACCUGGUAUCAAAUGACCUCCAUGAUCCAGUCCGGCCUCGACAUCUCCCCCGUCAUCACUCACCGCUUCGACUACACCGACUACGAAAAAGGCUUCGCUGCCAUGUCAGAAGGAUCUUGCGGAAAAGUCCUUCUACAGUGGUAA